This is a messenger RNA of Malus domestica (apple), 2160 nucleotides long. RefSeq names its product replication protein A 70 kDa DNA-binding subunit B-like. Gene Ontology annotation, molecular function: single-stranded telomeric DNA binding; damaged DNA binding. The record is from RefSeq and is a predicted model, not a curated record. NCBI's taxonomy places the organism in Eukaryota, Viridiplantae, Streptophyta, Magnoliopsida, Rosales, Rosaceae. Gene Ontology annotation, cellular component: DNA replication factor A complex; nucleus. Gene Ontology annotation, biological process: nucleotide-excision repair; DNA replication; telomere maintenance via telomerase.
ACUUUCAUAUCGUAUAUCUCCACCUCCAUCAUUUCUAGAGAGAGAAACAAGAGAGAGAGAGAGAGAGAGAAUGGCGAAGUUAAUGCCGACCCCAGAUGCGAUUUCGACCGUCUUGGCGAACAAGUCGCCGGACGAGUCGGUUGAGCUGCCGGAGAUAGUGGUCCAGGUCUCCGAUCUCACCCCUAGGGGAAAAUCUUACAUGUUUAUUGCUACUGAUGGAAAUGCGAAGCUAAAGGGGAUGCUUUCCUCGCGGCUGGGUCCCCAGGUCACAUCUGGGGAGAUUCAGAAUCUGGGUCUCAUUCGCGUUCUCGGUUAUUCUGUUAAUUUCAAUUCAAACUUAUCCGAAAAUUAUCUGCUUGUAACAAAAUGUGAUGUGGUUUCGGCUGCACUUGAGGCGGAGGUGAAAAAUGAGGUGAAAAAGGAAGAUGUUGGGAUUAUUUUGAAGCCCAAGCAAGAAAUGGUUUCGAAAUCUGCUGCUCAAAUUGUGAAUGAGCAGGCUGGGAAUAUGGCUCCGUCUGCGAGAAUGGCUAUGACACGAAGGGUUCACCCGCUUGUUUCCUUGAACCCUUACCAAGGAAAUUGGACCAUAAAGGUUCGUGUUACAAACAAGGGUACGAUGCGUACAUACAAGAAUGCUAGAGGUGAAGGUUGCGUCUUCAAUGUGGAGUUAACAGAUGAAGAUGGAACACAAAUUCAAGCAACAAUGUUUAAUGAAGCUGCAAAGAAGUUCUUUGAAAAGUUUGAGUUAGGAAAGGUUUAUUACAUUUCAAAGGGGUCUCUGCGGGUUGCUAACAAGCAGUUUAAGACAGUGCAAAAUGAUUAUGAAAUGACAUUAAAUGAGUAUUCUGAGGUGGAAGAAGCUAGCAAUGAAGCGGCCUUUGUUCCCGAAACAAAAUUCAAUUUUGUUCCAGUUGAUAUGUUGGGUCCCCAUGUUAAUGGAAAGGAGCUUGUGGAUGUUAUUGGAGUUGUUCAAAAUGUGUCUCCUACAAUGAGCAUUAGAAGGAAGAUCGACAAUGAGAGUAUUCCAAAGCGUGAUAUCACCAUUGCUGAUGAUACGAAGAAGACAGUUGUGGUUGCUUUGUGGGGUGAGCUUGCAACUAGUGUAGGCCAGCAAUUGCUUGACAUCGCUGAUCAAUCUCCCAUAGUCGCUAUCAAGUCCCUCAAAGUUGGAGACUUCCAAGGUGUAUCAUUGUCAACACUGAGCAAGAGCACAAUAUUGGUAAAUCCAGAAUCACCUGAGGCAAAGAAGUUGCGGUCCUGGUAUGAUUCUGAAGGUAAAGGUGCUUCAUUGGCCUCUGUUGGCUCUGGUAUGAGUCCAUCAGCCAAGAGUGGAGGAAGGUCCAUGUACUCUGACAAAGUCACCCUGUCUCAUAUAUCUGAGGACCCGUCCUUGGGUGAGGAUAAGCCUGUGUUUUUCAGUGUUAAAGCGUUCAUAAGUUCAAUCAGGCCUGAUCAGGCAAUGUGGUACCGCGCUUGCAAAACUUGCAACAAGAAGGUGACUGAAGCUAUUGGUUCUGGAUACUGGUGUGAAGGGUGCCAGAAAAAUGAUGAAGAAUGCAGUUUAAGGUAUAUAUCAGUUGCAAGAGUUACUGAUGUAAGUGGGGAAACAUAUCUUUCUCUAUUCAACGACGAAGCUGAGAGGGUCAUCGGGUGCUCUGCAGAUGAACUGGACAAAUUGAAAUCACAGGACGGAGACGAGAAUGAAUUCCAACAAAAACUGAAAGAAGCAACUUGGGUUCCUCAUCUUUUUAGGGUCAGUGUUACUCUGAAUGAGUACAAUAACGAGAAGCGGAAGAGGAUAACUGCCAGGGCAGUCGCUCCGGUUGAUUUUGCUGCUGAAUCGAGGUUUUUGCUUGAAGAGAUAUCGAAGAUGAAGGCCUCAUAAGUUAAUGGUGUAGAAGGAUGGUGAAGAAUGAAAAUGGUGUCUAGGCAGAUGCAACUUUAAUCUCUCUGAUUUAGGGUUCUGUAUGUUUGGGGAAGGGCAGUUGGGAUUAAUUGCAGAUGUUGGUUCUAAAUGCCAUGAGAAAUGCCUGAUAGUGUUGAUCUAGUUGUAUAAAUGCACUUCUUUUAUAAUGCUUUAUUCCUUUGUGUGAUUCACAUUUUUCUAUGGAUGCUGAUAAUUUGACUGAAUGAUUUACUGAUGGCAAUUUAACCCGUCAA